Messenger RNA from Eutrema salsugineum, 654 nucleotides. Its product is annotated as protein RALF-like 32. The record is from RefSeq and is a predicted model, not a curated record. The coding region runs from base 63 to 416 and encodes 117 amino acids. The transcript has a single exon. NCBI's taxonomy places the organism in Eukaryota, Viridiplantae, Streptophyta, Magnoliopsida, Brassicales, Brassicaceae.
GCACUCUCUUCUUCUUCUUUUUUUUUUCCCACUCUCUUCUCUCUUCAAUAAUAGACUAACAAAUGGAGACUAAGAUCUUCUUCACCAUCAGCAUCAUCUUCUUUAACCUUGUCGGACACGUCAUCUCCGAGACAUCCUCAUCAUCAUCAUCGUCGUCUCUUUGUAAUGGUUCGGUGGGAGGGUGCAGUAAGGUAGUGGAGAAGGAUGAAAUGACGGUGGUAAUGGAGUCAUGGUCAAGCCAGAGAUUGAUGGAAGAGCAGGUACAUAAGCUUUCAUAUGGAACUUUGAGGAGGAAUCAACCUGCUUGCGACGGUGGUAACCGCGGCGAGCCUUACACCAACAAAUGUCUUCCUAAGGCGUCUAAUCCUUACAGUAGAGGCUGCCCUAAGAUUUACCGUUGCAGGAGUGAUUCUUGACCAUUCACCAUCAUCAUAUCAUCAUUCUAAGUUGUGUUAGCUGUAUAACCAUAUGUUCUUUUUAUUGUUUGUUGGUUGGUGAAUUUGAAUCGUUCUCUUUUGAUUCUUUGUUGUAACACACAGAAUUUGGAUUUGGAUUUUCCUUUGUUAGACCAAAAAAGAGUUUGGGGUUUCCUUUGUUGGACCAAAAAAGAGUUGGGGUCCAUAAUGAAUUUCUGAAAACACUGAACCUUUUUAA